Molecule: messenger RNA, 1348 nt
Organism: Epinephelus fuscoguttatus (brown-marbled grouper)
Lineage: Eukaryota; Metazoa; Chordata; Actinopteri; Perciformes; Serranidae
Gene: fuom
Product: fucose mutarotase
Exons: 6
Coding region: 52-516 (154 amino acids)
Biological process (GO): fucose metabolic process
Molecular function (GO): fucose binding; racemase and epimerase activity, acting on carbohydrates and derivatives
Source: RefSeq, a predicted model, not a curated record
GCUGGAGUGAUUCCUCUCGUUUCGCUCUUUCCCUUGUUGAAGGCAGUUAGUAUGGUCGUGCUGAGAGGAAUCCCCUCUGUUAUUUCACCUGAGCUGCUGUAUGCUCUGGCUAAAAUGGGCCACGGGGAUGAACUGGUUCUUGCUGAUGCAAACUUUCCAGCAUCUUCCAUUUGUGCUUGUGGUCCUAAAGAGAUAAGAGCUGAUGGUUUGGGAAUCCCACAGCUUUUGGAGGCCAUUUUGAAGCUGUUGCCCUUGGAUACCUACGUCCCUUCUCCGGCUGCAGUCAUGGAUCUGGUGGACAGUGACAAACAGAGGUGUUUACCUGUACCUGUGUGGGACACCUACACACAGCUCCUGGGUCAGGCUGGGUCUCAGGCUCCUCUUGAAAAGGUGGAGAGGUUUGCUUUCUAUGAACGUGCCAAGAAAGCCUACGCUGUUGUGGCAACAGGGGAAACAGCUCUGUAUGGUAACCUGAUACUGAAGAAGGGGGUCAUUCCUGCUGAGCUGCUACAAUGACACACACACACGCAUUAAAGUAAUUAAAAUCUAAUGAUUUUAGUCACAGCUGUACUUCUUUCCAUGAAAAUGUAGAGAAGGUGAAUGUUUUUCCAUACAAUCAAUUUUCAAUGGUGUUCAGUUUCCACCAGAAGCUGUGAGUUGAAAAUAUAAUUUAGUCUUUUUCAUGUUAAAUAAAAGGUGCUGUGUGUAGGAUUUAGUAGCAUCUAGCAAGGAUUGCAGAUUGCAACCAGCUGAAACCUCAACUGUGUGUCAGACGUGAACCCCAACUUAUAAUUCCUUUAGUGUUAAUUGUUCCGGAUGUUUUUCUCGGGAGCAGAAUCAUCUGCACAGGUCUCCUCAUCUCCAAAACAAACAGAUCAGGUGAAUAAAACAGUUUCCCAUCACAAAUUAACAUUUCUCAGACACUGUUUGGCAUGUGUGGAGACAGGCCACUAGCCCAGCACCUGCUAAUGUGUGCUCACCUUUUUUUUCUGAUAACUUAAGAUCCAGACAUUUAGGAGGUUUUUACUGGGUGCUGAAAUAUCUGCAGAGGUCUCUUACCCUCCAAAACAAACACACCCAGUCAUUUCAACUGGUAAAAACACAGAGUAAAGCAAUUUACCAUUACAAAUCAGUUGAGUGUCAAUUCUGGGCUACUGUAGAAACACGGCGGAGCAACAUGGUGAUCUCUAUGGACAAGGACAAGGAUCUGCUUCCUGUGCAGAUAAAAACAGCUCAUUCAGAGCUAACGAAAACACAACAAUUGUUAUUUUCAGGUGGUUAUACACAAAAGAAAAAAUACUUAUUUUCCAUUUUAUUAUCUUCCAUUUCUGACAGUAUAUCCUCCUAA